CGGGCUUGACAGGACACCGGCCCAGGCUUCCGCCACUCCGUCCAACCCCCGUCUCUUCCUCCUCCUUUCUCCUUCUCCAGCAAGCUUCGUUCUUCUCGGCGACGGAGAGGAGAAAACCAGUUACAUCUACGACCUCGGUUCCGGAGGUAAACCCAGGUCUUCCUUCUCCAUCCUCCAACUCCAAGGGGAAAAGAGCAGAGCAGCCUCCUUUUUCUUUACCACUCGCAUUACUAGUUUCCGUCUCGAUUCUUGUGUUGUCGCAAUCGAUUUUCUCCGGGAUGUUCACACGAACGAUUCUUCCCCGACGACCCUGAAUAAUCUGUCUUGGCCUCAGUUAAUGAAUAGCUGCGAGGUUCUACUGCGCUGUUGAGUUUGCGAUCUGACUUGGCCUCAGUUCAUGAAUAAUCUCGGCAUUUAUUCGGAUUUGCUUUUGUUUUCCAUCACAACUCGUAGUCAAGUCGAUUUGUACUCCCAAGUGUUUGCGUCCUGUGGACGGGUAGAAGAUAUGUAAAUCGUACCAGCUGUUCGGCCUCGUCCUCGCCUGCUACUACAGGCCGACCCCCAAGAAGGAGAAGAGCUCUCGCGAAAAUCGCGAGUUGCAGAGAUGAGAACCAUGAAAAGCAAGAUCCCGAAUAAGAAAACAGCCAGAUUUCGAUUCGGAUGCAAACUUAGCACAAUGCCCGCUUCAAGCCAUCCAGGCCAAAAUGGGUUCAGCUGAGGAUGAGUUCACCCCACUGUCUCAGUUAAAGUAUGGAAUGGACAAGUGUAAAGUGCGGGUGCGCAUCUCGCGGCUGUGGGAGUCCUUCAAUCCAAAAAAUGACACUUUGUUCGGCCUUGACUGCCUUCUGAUCGACGAUCAGGUGAUGCAUUCCCUACCUAAAGUGAACACUAAACAGAUGAAUCACAUUGCUUGCUGGCUACUAAUGUUUAAUUACCAUCCUUUUUCUCAAUGCACUGAUUCUUCUAGUUGUAUUCCACUCGUAGGGUAAAACUAUGCAGGCGCGUGUAGAACCCGGCGAUAUAGAGCGGUUUGAACAUAGGCUAGUUGAACAUAGUCUUGUCAGAUUUUCAUGUUGAUGUGCAGAGGUGUCAUGUAGCAAUGAGUGGACUAUGUACAUUAGAAGGCAGACCGUGGUCACUGAGAUAGAAGGAGAUAUUGAUUCGAUUCCCCUCUACAGCUUUGAGUUUGUUAAUUUUAAGGAUCUCCGUUCUAGGUGUGGCGACAACAGCUUAUUGACAGAUGUUCUGGGACACGUAGUAGGUGUCGGGGAGCUACAGGAGGUCACAAAAAGAUCCCGCGUUAUAGAAAUUUGCAAUGCAAGCAUUCGGGACUUGAGAGGAAAGGUACUGGGUGUCACACUGUAUGGUGAUAUUGCUUCUGGUUUUGCUGAGGAUAUGGCCGAGAAAGGCAAAGACGCCUCAGUUGUUGCUGUCUUUGCAGGGAUAUCUGUUGAUUCCUCGUCAUCGGUUUGCUCUACAACGUCUUCAGAGUACUAUCUGGAUUUGGAAAUACCAGCGGUGCAAGAAUUCCAUGCGAAUUUGCGCAUUCAGCAAGCAAACCCUGUUCCGAAGAAAACACCAGCUCAGAAGUUAGCCGAGAGUUGGCGAACAAUCAAACAGCUAAAGAGCCUUGAUCCGGAAGAGUAUGACGAGGAUACCACGUUUUUGUGCAGAGUCUCCCUGAUAGACAUAGAUUGCAGCAAUGGCUGGUGCUACCUUGGAUGCGACACCUGCCAGAAGUCCAUGUACGGGGCCCCAAGGAAAUACAAGUGCGCCCGAUGUGGUCCGAUCAAGAGGCCAGUUCAGUGGUACAAGCUGAAGGCGAAGGUGGAAGAUGCCACCGGCACAAUGGACCUGAUUAUCUUCUGCGAGGUGGCGGAGGAGCUGGUCGGUGUCUCUGCAGAGGAGCUCGUCGAUAACAUCGAGGAAGACGACGAGUGGUACGCCCUGCCAGAGGAAAUUGAGGAUCUUAUUGGCUCGACACACACCUUCCAGGUUUUCGACAAGUACGUGAACGGGAGCUUCGCGGUGAGGUCGAUCAUGGACGAUGCUAGCGUCCCACCCCCUGCUGGAGCCGCUAGUGAUUGCAAGGAGGAGAAGGCUGACCCUGAGGGGAGCCAGAAGCCUAGCAAGCGCCUGCGAGGGGACGACGACUCGAUCAACUAGGGAAUGGGGGAGCAUUCUGGGACUAAUAAUAGUGUAUCUAGGGUAGUGCCUAGGAUCAGGCAAUGUAUCUUUCUGUUCUCCUUAAUCUACCUGGGAACUCCUGCAUCUACCGCUGUGGCUCCAUCUAGUGAUGGUGAUGGGUUACAGUCUAACAGAUCAGAACCCGUUUAAUCCUUUUGAACAUUGUUUCCCUCUAUAUCAUGGUUGAUGGAAAAUGGGCUUUAGACCAUUUUGGUAACA
Triticum aestivum (bread wheat) is the source of this 2406-nucleotide messenger RNA. RefSeq names its product replication protein A 70 kDa DNA-binding subunit E. Bases 1111 to 2166 code for a protein of 351 amino acids. Lineage: Eukaryota; Viridiplantae; Streptophyta; Magnoliopsida; Poales; Poaceae. The transcript is spliced from 8 exons. The record is from RefSeq and is a predicted model, not a curated record.